Molecule: messenger RNA, 2868 nt
Organism: Oncorhynchus keta (chum salmon)
Lineage: Eukaryota; Metazoa; Chordata; Actinopteri; Salmoniformes; Salmonidae
Gene: abi1a
Product: abl-interactor 1a
Exons: 12
Coding region: 323-1981 (552 amino acids)
Cellular component (GO): lamellipodium; intracellular anatomical structure
Molecular function (GO): SH3 domain binding
Source: RefSeq, a predicted model, not a curated record
GGCCACAAUAAGAAAUGUUACGCGAGCAUGCAACCCGGGCAUAAAAGCAUUGCGCGUUGAUGUGUUGUAUCAAAUUUGACGACUGUUGCCAUUCGGAAACCCAGAAAAUGAUACAUUGUAACACUACGUAUCCCAGCAUUCUACACUGUGAUCCAUGUUGGUUGUUUUUUUUGCGGGUGGCUGAUAGGUUGCGCCGGUGUGAAAGCGAGGCCAAGAAUCCCACUAUACCAGGCGAAGGGGUUUCUUCUUUUUUUUUUCUCCGAAGCAGAGCUGGUGGUUUCAAUCAAAGGGAAGGCGAGGAAGCUAUGCGGGGCGAUGUAAGAUGGCAGAGCUGCAAAUGUUGUUAGAGGAAGAAAUUCCAGCCGGUAAAAGAGCUCUUAUAGAGAGUUACCAGAAUCUCACGCGGGUAGCAGACUACUGUGAAAACAAUUAUGUUCAGGCCACGGACAAGAGAAAAGCUCUGGAGGAGACCAAAGCCUACACCACCCAGUCUCUGGCCAGCGUGGCCUACCAGAUCAAUGCCUUAGCCAACAACGUGCUGCAGCUGCUGGACAUCCAGGCCUCGCAGCUGCGCCGAAUGGAGUCCUCCAUUAACCACAUCUCUCAGACGGUGGACAUCCACAAGGAGAAGGUGGCCAGGCGAGAGAUCGGGAUCCUCACCACCAACAAGAACACGUCGAGGACCCACAAGAUCAUCGCCCCUGCCAACAUGGAGCGGCCGGUCCGAUACAUCAGGAAGCCCAUCGACUACAACGUGCUGGACGAUGUGGGCCACGGGGUCAAGUGGCUCAAAGCCAAGCAGCAUGGAAAUAAUCAGCCAAUCAGAGGAGGAGGAGGAACACUAUCGAGGACCAAUCCGCCGACACAGAAGCCGCCUAGCCCGCCGCCCGUGACUGGGCCGAUGUCAGGGCGUGGCACUCUAGGACGCAACACGCCCUAUAAAACUCUAGAGCCGGUGAAACCGCCCACAGUGCCCAACGACUACAUGACCAGCCCUGCUCGUCUAGGCAGCCAGCACAGCCCUGGGCGCACUGCAUCUCUCAACCAGAGACAAAGAACCCACAGUGGUAGCAGUGGGGGUAGUGGCAGCAGGGAGAACAGCGGAAGCAGCAGUAUUGGCAUUCCCAUUGCCGUGCCUACGCCCUCCAUUCCCAACUCUGGUCCAGUCCCGCCAAUGUCCGCUCUCCCACCCCCCCCUCCUCCACUUCCUGGUCAUCAGGCUCCUCCGCCGCCUCCUCUCCCGGGGCAGGGCAACCCAGGGGCUCCUGCAGUGAUAGCGGUGGCUCCCGGGCCUGGUCUUGGCCCCAUCCCCAUGUCCCAGUUCGGCACCAUCUCACGGCAGAUCUCACGGCACAACUCCUCCACCUCCUCGGUCUCCAUGGUUUCGGCCACGGGCACCUACCGCCGGGCGCCGUCCGUCAGCUCCCAGUUCUCCCUGCAGCAGCAGCAGCAGGCCCUACAGCUACAACAGCAGCAGAUACAGCAGCCAUACAUUAAUGGGGGCACCCCCGCCUACCCCCACAACUCAAUGUCUAUCGCUCCCCCUCCUCCUCCCAUGCCCCAGCUGACUCCACAGAUACCUCUGACAGGCUUUGUGGCCAGGGUGCAGGAGAACAUUGCGGACACACCUACUCUGCCUCCGCCGCCUCCGCCGGAUGACCUGCCCAUGUUUGAUGAGGCUCCUCCCCCUCCUCCACCCCCGCCAGUUGACUAUGAGGAGGAAGAGGAAGCAGCUGUGGUGCACUACAACGACCCUUAUGCUGACGGAGACCCCCAGUGGGCGCCCAAGAGCUACAUAGAGAAAGUGGUGGCCAUCUACGACUACGUAGCAGAUAAAGACGAUGAGCUGAGCUUCAUGGAGGGAGCCAUCAUCUACAUCAUCAAGAAGAAUGAUGACGGCUGGUUCGAGGGCCUAAGCAGCGGGGUCACGGGCCUGUUCCCCGGCAACUACGUCGAGUCCAUCAUGCACUAUGCCGAGUGAAGGCACCCCGACUGCAUUGACUCAGUCAUAUCUAGUUUACUACAGAGACUAAUAAAAACAGGAGUCUGACCAUACAAAGCUUAGAGAAGUGAUUUUGGAUAUGACGGAACGCUUGUUCCCUUAUACUGAUUGCAAAUAAAUAAAACUAUUUACUUUAUUUAGGUGUUAUGGGUGGGUUGGGUGACGUUUUUAUCAAGUAUACAAAGAAUGAAUAGGAUAAGGCUGAUGUGCUCACAAGGGUUUGUGGUGUAAAGGUGUUUUCAAAGACCACAGUAAAACUAGCUGAAGGGCAUUUCAAGUUUUAUUCUUCUUUGUUCUUCAUGUCUACAUAUGCGCAACGUAACAUCUGACCCUGACUAUUCAUUAGCGUUUGUCGACAUCUAGUGACCUAUACAUUAUUCAUGAGCUUAUCGUGAUUUCUUUGUGUAUCAAGAGUAUUAUACUAUAUGGAGCAGCUCUCAUGCAUAUGGCAUUCUGGUGAUCUUGUGUGCACACCUUCAGUGGAAGUGUUACUACUGCUAAUUGUAUAUAAUGUGAGUGAGCUGCAGCCUGUUGGGUAAAUGCUAAUCACAGUAUCUCAAGCAGGCUACAUGCCACACAUGCAAAUGUCCAACAGGAGAUUCUGUUCUGUUUUCUAUAAUCACGGUUCUCACAAUCACAAGGCUGAUCCAUUUUGGAUGUUGAAUUCAAAGCUUUUUAUGAAUAACAAAACCUUUUACUUUUUUAUUUCAGUCAUUCCUGAAAUGAAGUCUGGAUGUAAAGCAUGCUAAAUUAAAAAUGUAUAACCUCUACGUUUUAAUGCCAUUAUGCUUCCAGUUUGUUGUAAUAUUUCCAUUUUAUUAUUUUUUUAUUGAUUGAAUUACCUAGAUAUAAAAGUCAUUUUCGGA